AUGAGAGGCAAAAAAUUCACUUUCUCAUCGCCGAACGGAAGGAAACAUAGCAAGCUUGACAGAUUCCUUGUUAAUACAGGGUUCUUUAGUUCCUGGCCUGAAGCGUGUGUGGAGGCGGUUUCGUCGUUCCUUUCGGACCAUAGCCCGAUUAUUUUGAAGACAGAGUUAGCAAAUUUUGGGCCUAAACCUUUCCGGUUGUUUGACUCGUGGUAUGAUAAAUCGGGUUUUAAGGAUGUGGUGGUCUCGGCUUUGUUGAAGGAUCCUGGGGUCUCAGGUCCUCCGGACAUCCGCCUCAUGAAAAAAUUGGGUGUUCUUAGAGCUGAUGUUAGAGUUUGGAGGGAUGAGAUGUUGAAAAAGAAUUCGGAAGAUGUGUCGGCUGCCUUGGCGGAUCAUGAAAAAAUUGGGUGUUCUUAG
Messenger RNA from Helianthus annuus (common sunflower), 414 nucleotides. RefSeq lists its product as uncharacterized. The transcript has a single exon. Bases 1 to 414 code for a protein of 137 amino acids. The record is from RefSeq and is a predicted model, not a curated record. Lineage: Eukaryota; Viridiplantae; Streptophyta; Magnoliopsida; Asterales; Asteraceae.